Molecule: messenger RNA, 1948 nt
Organism: Caenorhabditis sp. 36 PRJEB53466
Lineage: Eukaryota; Metazoa; Nematoda; Chromadorea; Rhabditida; Rhabditidae
Source: the annotation of a GenBank genome assembly
AUGAUUCGAGCGACCGCCCUUCUCGGUGCCCUGCUUGUCAUCGCCGCUUCGGCCGAAUACGGCGUGCCGGGAGUCUACGACAACCUUCCUCUCGAGAGCGCCACUCUGGAAUUCUCUGGAUAUGGCUCUGGCUCCGAGCAAAUCGGCAACGACAGUGGCUCGGGAGCCGACUCUGUGGCCAUCGACACGGACUGCUCAACGAAGGAAGACGGACUUUACGCUAUUGGAGGAUGCUCCCCACAGUUCCUGACCUGCUCAGGAGGUACGAUUGAAUUCUAGCAGUAGCUGGGCAAAAUGUUCAUUGUAGGCAUCGCAAGAAUCAUGGACUGCCCGGCCAACCUAAUCUACGAUCACCGAAUCGUGGCCUGCGAGUACACGUACAACGUGCCGGAAUGCAACGGAGGAGUGCCGUCGACCGAACAGCCAGAAGUCACUACUGCUCCUGCUGACGACGUUCCGGCUCCAGGAGAGACGACCGUCAACCCGUACGCUCCUGCCGAAGAUGUCACAACCACCGUGGAGACUACCGUCAAUCCAUAUGCUGCCGCCGAAGUUCCAGCGACCACUGCUCCAGCCAACGACGUUCCGGCUCCAGAAGAGACGACUGUCAACCCGUACGCCCCAGCUGAGGAUGUCACAACCACCGUGGAGACUACCGUCAAUCCAUAUGCUGCCGCCGAAGUUCCAGCGACCACUGCUCCAGCCAACGACGUUCCGGCUCCAGAAGAGACGACUGUCAACCCGUACGCCCCAGCUGAGGAUGUCACAACCACCGUGGAGACUACCGUCAAUCCAUAUGCUGCCGCCGAAGUUCCAGCGACCGCUGCACCAGCUUCGGACGAACCCGUCACGCGUUCCGCCGUCGAGAGAAACUGCGUCAAUCAGGCUGACGGAUUCUACUCGUACGGAGAGUGCAGCGGCGACUACACCGCCUGCUCCAACGGGUACACCAUCCCGAUGAAGUGCCCAGCCGAUUUGGCAUUCGACGAGGCACGUGUCAUCUGCGACUACCGUUCAGCUGUUCCAGAAUGCCAGAACGGAUCUGGAAAUGACGAAGGAUCGGCAGAGCAGGGCGAUCAAGGGUACGGAUCCGCCGAGACUGUUCCAGCUGCCGAUGAGCCAUCCACGACGCUGAUUCCUUACGCUGAGGAAACUACUGUUGCCGAGGAUGUGCCAACCACUGCUGACGUCUACGCACCAGUUGUCGAGAUUACCACGCCUGCUCCGUACUCCGAAGAGACUACAGUCGCUGCUGAUGUUCCAUCGACCACCGAAGCUGAGACGACGACGAUCUCGUACGUUGAGGAGACGACAACUCUUCCAUACGCCGAGGAAACUACUAUUCCGUACGUCGAAGAGACCACCACUGCCGCUGAUGUUCCAUCGACUGUCCCAUACGUUGAGGAAACGACUACUUCUGAAGUUUACGCCUCAGUCACCGAGGAUACUACAACUGAGGCCGACGUUCCGUCGACUACUGAGGAGUACACGACAGAGGUCGUCGAUACCACCCCGACUGAGGACACUCCGUCAACUACGGAGGAGACCAUUGUUUAUCCUUCGUACACAACGGCUGCUUCUCAAUCGGUUCGUUUUGUUCAAAGUUGAUCAUUGAGUUAAAAUUUUUUUUUCAGGACGUUCCAGUCGAAGUGUCCACUAUCGCCGAGGCUCCAGUCGAGGUCAGCACCGAGAACAGCCAGCUCUACGAGACCGCCAAUGGUGAGAACAACUGAUUCGCUUUCAAUUGCUUCAAUAUCGUUUUACAGAUGUUCCAACAUGCACGGAGGGAGCUACCGCCAUCGAGCCAUGCUCUCAGAACUACAACAAUUGCGUGAAUGGACAAGAGGCGGUUUUCACCUGCGAGACUGGACUGUACUUCUCGCCGGAGCAAGGAGCGUGCACGACUGCCGACCAGAUCGCGGAAUGCCACCAGACCAAGCUCUACUAG